Molecule: messenger RNA, 1313 nt
Organism: Phymastichus coffea
Lineage: Eukaryota; Metazoa; Arthropoda; Insecta; Hymenoptera; Eulophidae
Gene: Obp10
Product: general odorant-binding protein 69a-like
Exons: 7
Coding region: 153-905 (250 amino acids)
Biological process (GO): sensory perception of smell
Molecular function (GO): odorant binding
Source: RefSeq, a predicted model, not a curated record
CAACGGCGAGAGAAAGACAGGGAAAAGCAAGGACCACCCGAGCAAGCUUCGUGCGGCACGUUCGCGAGUUCCGCCGGAGCGACGCCGCUGGCGUUCGAGCUUUCGAACGAUCAAGCUCGGCUCGGCUACGACGACGGGUCGAAUUAGCAGCGAUGGGCGUGCUCGUUUUGCAACGGCGGCGAAAGGGCAGCGAGAAAGAAUUUUUCGGUUUUUCGGCCGACCGGCGCUCUGCAUUUCGCGUCGCUCCCGCCGGCUUAAUUAGCGAGAGCGCGAGGCCCGGAAGGGUUGGAGCUCGCGGUCGCGCGGCGGAGGCGUCGCGCCGCGGGGCAGGGUGCGGCGGCGGCGGCAGCGGCGGCGACGGCGACGGCGACGGAGGCGCGGGCAGGGCGAGGGGCUGCGCCGCCGCGGCUAGGCUCAGUCGCGCAGCACCCUCCGCCGGCAGCAUGCAGCUCCGCUCGGUUCCACUCUGUCGCCUGUCCGCCUCGCUGGCACUGCUCCUCGGCUUGGCCAGUGCGAAGCCCGGCACGCGGCCCAGCUUCGUGUCCGACAAGAUGAUCGCCACGGCUGCCAGCGUCGUGAACGCCUGCCAAACGCAGACGGGCGUGACCACCGCCGACAUCGAGUCGGUGAGAAACGGCCAAUGGCCCGACUCCAUGGAAUUGAAGUGUUACAUGUACUGCCUUUGGGAGCAAUUCGGAUUGAUCGACGAAAAGCGGGAGCUGAGCCUGAACGGCAUGCUGACGUUUUUCCAACGAAUACCGGCCUACCGAAAGGAAGUCCAGCAGGCGAUUAGCGAGUGCAAGGCUCUGGGUCAAUACUUCGCCAGUGCCGACAGCUGCGAGUACGCGUACACGUUUAACAAGUGCUACGCCGACAGAUCACCAAGAACUUACUACCUCUUUUGAAUCGAACGAAACGCUUAAGUCCGAAUUACACACGGAACCCGAAGAAUAAUAAGAUGUAGCUUAGAUCGAUGACCUAGAAGUGCUGAAAAACAAGUCAAUUCGCCGAGUGGCUCAUUUGACGCAUUCGAGGAAGACGACGACCGAACCACUGCAGUUUGUAGUACUCGUACAAUCAAUACCAAUGUCAAUGUAAACUGAACGAUGCAACAAUAAACGAAACAAUAAGUAGACGUAUAAAAGGUGAAGAACGCUUUUUUAGGGCUUCUAUGCGAAUUUGCUUGUGUAACGCAUUUUUUAUUCACCGCUUUGUCUUGAGUUUCGGCUUGUGCGCUAUUGUAAAUAUUUAGAAAUACUGUCCGAUAAUUGAACGAAGCGAAACAAUAAAAAGAGAAGAAGAUAAAAAAUAAA